Physcomitrium patens is the source of this 2656-nucleotide messenger RNA. The record is from RefSeq and is a predicted model, not a curated record. NCBI's taxonomy places the organism in Eukaryota, Viridiplantae, Streptophyta, Bryopsida, Funariales, Funariaceae.
CCGAUGCAGCAGCGUUGCUGGAAAAUUGAUGAUUCGGGUGACGACGAUUGUGCUUCACCUCGCCGCUGCAGGUUGCGCAAUGGGGUAAUUCGAAUGCACAACGAACUGCGUGGUCACUGCUUUGCGUUCCAUGGGGGUUGGGUUUGUGGAUCGAUGUGCUUUUCAAUCGAGAAUCUGUCGUUAAGUGUCGUGUGGCAUCCGAGAGGCUGUGAAGAGUGGUGUGCACGUCUUCUACCAUUCGACACUUAUAAAGCUCAUCGGCAACUCCCGACGCACUUGAAACGCAUGGCCUGCAGCGAUCAGGUUGUGCCAUAAUUGUGCUCUUAGGAGGAGGUCCAGCGAGCAAUACAGCUGCACCAGCAUAUUGCAAAGCCUGUUUCCAGAUAAAAUGGAGAGGGCCUGCGAAUUGUGUCUCAAAAACUGCUUGAGGCUACAUGGAGCAGAAGAGAGCGAAGCUGCGAAAUCUUGCCUCAUUUGUGUGUUAUGGAGGUCUGAAGGAGUGAAAUCUGACCAAACCGAUCGCCAUCCAUCAUUCUUGAAGAAGAUCACAGAGAGCACUAUGAGCACCUUGGAGCUACCAACGUCUUUCGUGAGGGACUACAUCGGAAGUCUCCAUGAGAGUGUUAUUCUAGAAGGACCUAGUAGUAAGCAAUGGAGAGUGGAAUUGCAUGGUUAUGGUGAAGGCUUCAACAUCAGCUUUGGACAGGGAUGGAAUAAUUUUGCAGUGGAUCAUGGUUUACAGAUUGGAGAUCAACUCAGUUUUUCUCUCUCAAAAAAGUCCUAUUUUCAAGUGGAGGUUUAUGAUGGAUUUGGUGUUCUGAAAAGGAGAGCUCCUGAUGUCAUCAACACUCCCAUGGAGGUAAGCACUAAGAACGUCGAGAGAAAGAAUCAACAAAAUCUUGACACUAGCCCUUGUGUGGGGCGGACAGAACCCAACAACCUGAAGAACGCCACUCAACCUGCUGGACAUCUACUGACCAAUUUAGCGAAGUUGACUAGAUCAGAAUGUAGGAUAAUAAGCUCACCUAAUAUCGACGCGGAAAUUGCCAAAGCAUCAAAAUCUGAAGACUCACGACACUCAAUCAUGCAGUUUGCCAGGGUGGAUAAAGGAGAGCUCCUGCCCCCACAUAAGUUCGUCAACGGAACAGUCAUGUCCAAACGACGUCCUAUAACAGAGUUGGAGAAAGUUGUAGCUCUCAAGGCUGCGCGAGCCCUCAACCUUGUGAAACCCAACACUCUGGUGGUGAUGAGCAAAGGUCAUGUGUAUAAAGGUUUUCUCCUGGGGAUUCCUAAACAGUUUUCUAAGGAUUGGCUGCCUUCAGAAUCUAAGGAGAUUACGCUUGCCAACAAGAGCGGACACAGAUGGACUGUCAAGUGGUUGCCUUCUCAUGGAGGCUUAAGUGCAGGAUGGAGACGGUUUUCGCUUGACCAUCGUCUCGAAGAGUAUGACGUGUGUGUGUUCGAAUUGGUUGAUAAGGCGCACUUCGUGCUGCUUGUUCAUAUUUUCCGAGUGCUAGGAAGUCCACAAGAAGAUGAAGGGCUCUAUACCCCUACUUCGCCACUGGCAAAAAGUUCUGAAGGUAAAAGGAACAACAGGAAACCCUUCCAAGUCUCCCAGGACAUCAAAGUGGACAGCACUCCCCGAAAAGCCUCCGGACAUGUUACCAAGCGUUCCCAACAUUCUUCGCCUGGUCCUGAUAGUCAAAACGGCAAGAGCACCUCAGAACCAGCUGUGGAGGUGAUAAGCCUUAAGCGCAAAAUUUGUGUUCUUGCGUUACCUGCGUUAUCUGCCAAGAAGGGGUUGGGCAAUCAAAACCAUCAGCCUUCUGAUACUGUGAGAGCUGGCCCGAAUAUUGAAGCUGCAGUAGAUAGUGCUCUUUCUGCAUAUACCGACUUCGGCGGAAAAGUAAGAGUUGCGCCUAGAGCGCCUUGUGAUGUAGAGCGGACCCCAACAACUGCACGACAAGAUUCGGAGGCUUUUCGAUCCGAACUUAUGAAACUAACUAAAGAUUUAUUGAUACGCAAUGGUGUUGGAAGGGCAGACCCUACCAAGCAUGUCCUUCCAGACGGCCAUGCUCUCUCUGCUGAUGACAUGCACAAACAUCUUGCAAAAUUUGUAGAUACUCCACCAAGUGUCUCUCGUAAAGGGAAAGGGGAAUGGCGAGGCCGAGAAUAUAAAGUUGUUCGUAUCUGUAGAGGACGGAACGUAGGGAAUGAUACGGAGUUUCUCGCAGAGCUAGAGGGAUAUUCAGAGAACAACGACACAAAGCUCGCCAGGGAUGAUGUAACAGGUUAUUGGUGGAUUCCAAGUGAUCAUUUUUCAUGGGACAUGCUCACUUGCUACUUUGAGUGACACGACAGGUUUUAUCUCUUUGUCAACGCGGCCAAGUGGAACCAAUGCGGGAUGGAACUACUAUGCCUAUUUGUAGCGGAUAACCAACGACCUUAGUUUUGAGGUGUAAAGUAAUUCGAGAGAGGGAGCGGAUAGGAGAGCUGAGAGUUAGUCCAUUAGACCAAGAUAAGUUCACAAGCUGUGUGCAGUUUUGUAUAGUGAUAUAAAUUCUUUUGCAGUUUUGAAGAAUACUCAAGCUAUUGGAGUUCUUGUUCGUAUUGGAGGUUAAGAUUUAAUCAUAUCCAAGCCAUUUUUUGAAAUGAA